Anoplophora glabripennis (Asian longhorned beetle) is the source of this 2403-nucleotide messenger RNA. Its product is annotated as major facilitator superfamily domain-containing protein 1. Gene Ontology annotation, biological process: transmembrane transport. Gene Ontology annotation, cellular component: lysosome. The transcript is spliced from 11 exons. NCBI's taxonomy places the organism in Eukaryota, Metazoa, Arthropoda, Insecta, Coleoptera, Cerambycidae. The record is from RefSeq and is a predicted model, not a curated record. Gene Ontology annotation, molecular function: transmembrane transporter activity. The coding region runs from base 158 to 1723 and encodes 521 amino acids.
CGUCACGGGCGGGUAUUCUUUCUUAACACAAAAUAAUGUAAUCUCUAAUAAAGUGUUCCCUAAAAUUAGUGGAUUUUAAUUUAAUUUAUUGAUCACUGUAAAGUAAUUAUUUCGAUAAAAAAAAAUUGCAGGUUUAAGAUACAUAUCUUUGUGAAAAAUGGAGGGCGGACCAAAUAUACAAGAGAGAGAUUCAACACCUUUAGUGUCAGAAAAUGAUGAAGAAAAUGAAGUUAAAGGGUGUUUUAGCUUUUUCUGCCACCCUCGAGGAUCAGGGCACAGAUUUAUUGCCUUGAUUUUUAUGUGUUUUCUUGGUUUUGGAUCGUACUUUUGCUAUGACAACCCCGCAGCUUUGCAAGGGCACAUUACGAAAGAUCUCAACAUAUCUAUUCUUCAGUGUAACAUGUUUUACUCAUUUUACUCAUGGCCCAAUGUGAUAUUAUGUUUUAUAGGCGGCUUUUUAAUAGACAGGGUUUUUGGUAUUCGUUUGGGUACAAAUAUAUACAUGGCGAUAACGCUAAUAGGUCAAAUAGUAUUUGCUUUAGGAGUAUACUGCAAUCAAUUCUGGUUGAUGUUAUGUGGAAGAUUUAUUUUUGGUAUUGGUGGUGAAUCUUUAGCUGUUGCUCAAAAUAAUUAUGCAGUUUUAUGGUUCAAAGGCAAGGAAUUAAAUAUGGUUUUUGGGCUGCAACUGAGCUUUGCACGAGUUGGAAGUACCGCUAAUUUCUUAGUUAUGGAAAGCAUCUAUAAUUGGGUACAUCAAAGCUAUACCGGGCCACAAGGUCUUGGGAUUGUCUUUUUCAUAGCAACAUCUACUUGUGUCCUUUCCAUGUUCUGUGCCCUAAUUUUGGGGGUAUUGGACAAGAGAGCGGAAAGAAUAUUAAGAAGAAAUGAGGAAGUUAGCGGCGAUGUAGUUCGAUUGACGGAUGUCAAAGAUUUUAAAGCGACAUUUUGGUUGGUCACUGUAAUAUGCGUGACUUACUACGUCGCUAUAUUUCCAUUCAUAUUUUUAGCGCAAGGGUUCUUUACCGAGAAAUUUAAAAUGACACAACAGGCAGCUAAUAAUAUAAGCGGUAUCGUCUACCUGAUAUCUGGUAUAGCGUCGCCCCUCCUUGGCUUAUUCAUUGACAAGACGGGAAAAAAUCUCUCUUGGAUCGUAGUUGCUGUCAUCUUCACCAUUGGGUCCCACGUUUUGCUGGCUUUCACCAUGGUUAAUCCUUAUGUAGCUAUGGUUAUGAUGGGACUAGCUUAUUCUACGUUAGCUAGUAGUUUGUGGCCUCUAGUUUCAUUGAUUAUUCCUGAAUAUCAGUUGGGUACAGCGUAUGGAGUCUGUCAAGCCAUUCAGAACUUAGGACUUGCUGUAGUUUCUAUCGUAACCGGAAUCAUCGUGCAUCAAUUGGGAUAUAAUGCGUUAGAAAUAUUCUUCAUAAGCAGCUUAGCAGGAGCUCUAUGUUUCACGAUACUUUUAUGGAUAUUGGACAAAUAUAGAAAGGGCUUACUAAAUAUGACGCCGGCCGAUCGAUUAAGACAUCAACAAUCUCAACUGGCAGCUGAGGUUUUGGAAAGGGAAAAGAUCCUUUCAGCGGCCUCGUCCAGUUCCACGACCGAUUUGCUGCAGCCCAACUCCGAUUUUCACAUCCGCAAUAGGUAUUUAUCAAGAAUUGGCGCACCUCUCCCCUCCAGUUACAAUAUAAACACUAAGGGUCUGCAGUACCGAGCGUUGCGAUAAGGGAGAGGAAUUUUGAAAAAAAAAAUAAAUAUGUAAAAGUAUUUGUAUAUGAUCUGUGACGUUUUAUAACCAUGAUAUAAAGACUACUUUGACUCAUCAGUAUCUACAACCAAAUUAGGUUAAUGAAACUAUACAUUUUGACAUUCUUCGUCUAUUUUGACUGUUGUGGUGUGGUGACAUAAAAAUUGUAAUAUUUAUGAAAUAGAUAAUUUAUUUGAUUCAGUUUCCACUUGACGCUCAGUAUAAUGUCUAAAUUUUGCCUGGUUCAAUCAAGCAUUUCUCUAUUUUAAAGCUUUUAAAAUGUCAUAACACCAUGUUCAUUUUUUUCUAAAUGCCGUCAUCGUUGGUAAAAAUUUAUAAUGUAAAAAUCCAAAUUCGAUAAAUUGCGAUUUUUAACUUUUACACAUCGUAAUAAACAUGCUCAUCUAUAAAGUAGUCGUAAUCUUGCCAAUGUUUCUUAAUUAUUUAUACCAUACGAUUUAUACAUAUUUGUAAUUAUAAUAAAAUUAUAUAGUGAUUGAUAAUUAAUUAGGAUAAUUACGCCAUAGAGUAGAUGAGAGGAAGAUCAAACUAUUAUAAAAGAUCUGUAGGUCAUCCUUCCAUAUACUCUGUAGGAAAAAAAGAAUAUACACUAAUGCAAAAAAUUAAAGGGUCCAAAAAGAAUUUCUGAAAUUUUUCGA